Orussus abietinus is the source of this 3830-nucleotide messenger RNA. It is a transcript of the gene gry, whose product is annotated as trafficking protein particle complex subunit 11. The record is from RefSeq and is a predicted model, not a curated record. The coding region runs from base 234 to 3623 and encodes 1129 amino acids. Lineage: Eukaryota; Metazoa; Arthropoda; Insecta; Hymenoptera; Orussidae. The transcript has 20 exons. Gene Ontology annotation, cellular component: cytoplasm.
UGCUAUGUGAUUCAUAUAUUCUAGUAUGAUUUUAGGUUAUGACAUCUACUUACAAGAACAGUAAUAGAGCAUAAAAAUGACGAUAAAUAGCUAAAAAGCAACAGUUGUGAAUAGAAUAUAGCAUAAAAAGUAAAUAAAUUAAACUACGUUUAAGUAGAAAUGUAUGUUGGACAAUGUUCUAUCCAGUGAGGAUAUAAUUUAGUACUUAACAAAUUUGGGCCCUGACAGUGACUAUGGCUGAUUUACCACCAGAGUUAGUUGCGAAGCCCCUAGCUCUGAUAGGAGUUAUGGGUUUAGAUAUCACCAGCAAUCCUGUCCAUCGAUCUAUUUGGGAUGCGUUCAGCAACAAUAGGCGGACGGAUGGUGUUCCCGUGCGAUUUAAACUCCUGAAUGACAACCAUGCGUUUCCAAUGGUUAAACCUAAGCGGAAUUCGUACGAGUGGUAUAUUCCAAAAGGAAUAUUGAAGCGUAAUUGGAUGCCUAAAUAUUUACAUGAGAUUCCAUCAAUUGUUGCAGUCUUUUAUGAUUUAGACUGGAAUGAUGCUACUUGGAAUGAUAAGAAAAUUGAAUGUGCUUCUCGGGUGCAAUCCUUGCGGGCUGUGCUUGAUGGCCGAAGUACAAAAAUUGCAGUGGUUUUGAUACAACAUUGUGCUCCACCACCACCGGAUGCUGAAGAUGUUGUAGCAACAGAACGUGCCGCGGCACUCUGUGGAGCUUGUGAAUUACCAGCUAAAAUGUUAUAUGCGUUACCACAUGGGGAUCAUCUACUGGGAUACGUUUCCAGAUUAGAAAGUGCCCUUUAUGAACUCAGCAGAAGUUUCUACUAUCAUGAGUAUCAUGUUGUUAAGGCACACCGAGACCAGUUGAAUAAGACUACUCAUCAGUAUUUAUUUGUUCGGCAUCAGUUCAAGAUGGGGUUUUUGAAUGAACUAAGACAAGACCAACAUAUAGCUUACAAGCAUUACUCGCAAGCAUAUAACCAUAUCUUGGACAUACGUAUAGUGGAUACCAAUGCAAUGGAAGUGAAGACUGUAGCAAGCUUUAUUAACUAUAAACUCUGCAGACUAAUGUUUAAACUAAAUCGCCCAAAAGAUGCCAUUGGUCAGUUUCGAGGUCACACAGACAGAUUUAAGCUGCGAACUGGACCGAAAGAAUUAGCCUUUGAACACCAUGCAUGGAUGUCAGCUCAGUUCUCUACCUUUGCGGAGCUCUUUGACGAGGCAAUACGCCAGGGACUUUCUGCAGUCUCGACUCAACAUCCUGGCUACUACUUCCAAUUAGCAGCGCAACACGCAACUUUAAGGAAAUCAGCCUGUCGUGAACUUUGCGAUGUAUGUUCUUACUCUUCUACUUUCUUUCUCAUCAUUUACCCAGUUAAAUUGAAAUUUCAGAAGGUCAACUAUCCAGAUCCAGAUCCACUGGCCGACCAAGACAAACUAGAAUUCUAUGGGCAGAGACCAUGGCGUCCUGGAAAACUGAGUGCAGAACCAGCAGAUGCACCCCGAGAAUUGGCAGCAAUUCAAGCUCUACAAUACAAAGAGAAGACUGUGGUCAAUCAUUCCGACAUAAUAAUAGGAUUAUUAGGCAAUGCAAUUACCCAGUUCUUGAUAUUCCGUUGUCCAAGGAUGCGCAGGUAUCUAGUGGCACAAAUGGCUGACGAGUAUUAUAACUGCAUGGACUACGGAAAGGUUUUGACUCUGUUGAUGCAUAUGCUAUGGGAAUAUCGCAGCGAACGUUGGCCAGUGCUAUUGACAGAUGUCCUGAAGAAUGGUUUACGAGCAGCCUACCUUAUGGCGAAUAUUCAGGACUAUCUAACUCUGGCCCUGGAGGCACUUGGACCAGGCACUCUCUUCUCCGAAGUCCAGCGAUCUCUUAUAUUCGAAAAUAUCCUGAACAUCCUACGUAGGAAAGUUCCUAAUCCGGAAGUAGACCUUCCGGAGAACUCGAUAGGACUUUCCAUGGAGAAAUGGACUGCGGAACUGAAUCGACCCGAACCCCUGCUUUUCACCAUUGAUGACAACAACAUGGCUACUUUCGUUGAGGUGAAGGCCAGGUUCACUGAGGGGCCAUUAAUUAGCGUUGAUUCCGUCCUCAUCGUCGAAGUAUUCGUAAGAAAUCUACAUCUUGGUGCAGCGGAAUUUUCAAAGUGUACAGUGACCGUAGCUGGUGCAGGAUAUAGUUCGGAGUUUAGAUUAGAUGAUGGAUUGGAUUGGAGGGAUUCCGGGAGCAUGGACACUUCCUUGAAGAUUGCUUCUGGAGAGACAAAGAAGCGUGUAUGCAGUUUCCGGGUUCCAAAGCAGCCCAGUGGGACUGAACUGCAGAUCACUUCCGUUUCACUUUAUCUGGGAGAUGAGAAAAGUUACUGUGUCGUCUUGAGGUUCUCCGCCACCAAUGGAGAGUCCAAUCUCCUGGACAGGUUGUAUCCUGAGAUACAGCAGCUACGGGGUGGGGAAUUUGCAAAGGUGAAGCCAGUGACCAGUAUUCAAAUCAAGGCUCAGGAAUCCAGUGUAGAUGUAGUUGCCGAAGCAAAGGCCCCCUCUCUUCUGGUAGAGUGGCUUCCAAUCAACAUCAGUGUAUCCUCUGCUGAAGAGAUUCACGAUGCUCGCCUUACCGUUUCUCUUUUGGCACAAGAUCCUAACGAUGAACACUCGAGUAUGUGUUAUGCGGAUCUUAGCUUAGACAUGAUCAACAAACUGUCGACUAUCUUGGUGGAUUUAAAAGCCAUCAAGAAAGAUAAACCUGUUCAAGAGACGAUUUACGUGAGGUCUCAUAAAAUUGGUGACAGGAAAUUCCUGAUGAAGGUAGAGUAUUCUACAAUAGACCGGCAAAGGGGUGCGAAAGAAUUGAUCUACACCCUUCCAGUGAAUAAACCUUUCGAUGUAGCAACUCGAUUUUACACUACUCUCUUUGAGACUAUGAAUAAGGGCUUUGUUAAUGAGUCAUUUAUCCUGAUGCCUCGCAUCACCUGCCUCUCUCCUUGGCCUAUUACAAUAAUCAGUACAUCGAUUAAGCUGGGAGAUUCAUUAGUGUGGGAGAAGGAGGAGCCCAAGAAUUCCACUUUGGAAGGAGUUAUUCUUCAUGAUGGAGAAACUGCUGCGGAAGCUGUAUCCCUCGUCCCCAAAGUAGGCAGUGAACAACCUGUCAGUAUUGGAGUCUACACUAUUAAGUGGAAACGUGCUAAUUCGCCUGGAAGUUUAGAAACAAGCAGUAGUGUAACGCUGUCACCAUUAAAAGUGGAGGAUGUAGGUGUGGGAUUGGAGGUGCAGUUGCCAGCCCAUGGAUGGGUUUGCACACCUCUGUAUGUCUCUUACUUUAUCCGUAAUCAUACCAACUAUCUAAUUACCUUGCGUAGUCUCAUGAUAGCUAGCGAUGCCUUCAUGUUCAGUGGACACAAACAUGUGGAUGUCUAUUUACUGCCACAUGAAGAACAUAAAAUCGAGUGGAUUCUACGCCCACUAGUGCCAGGUUUCGUAGCUCUGCCCACCUUGUCUCUGACGGUUGCUGCUGAUGACGAGCAUAAGAUAAAUGGAAGUCGACUUGCCGAAGUGUUGGAAAGAUCUCAGCGGAGCCAUGUCUAUAUCAUGCCUCAACUGCAAAGUGUAGAAAUACGCGAAGCACAGUGAAUGACAAAGUGAAAGGGUGACUCGCUAAUGACAUUUCCUUGUUUUCUCGAUCUUAAAUAUAGUACUGUUCGUGAAGACUUAAGACAUUAAAAAAGAUACAUUUAUCAAGAUUACAAACCAUAAUCUCGAAAAUACAGACUACAGUUUAUAUUAAAUAAAGUUUAAUUACAGUAACUUGUCGGUAUUAAAUGUUAACCGUGGAAGUGA